Messenger RNA from Anguilla rostrata (American eel), 1859 nucleotides. Its product is annotated as ras-related protein ORAB-1-like. NCBI's taxonomy places the organism in Eukaryota, Metazoa, Chordata, Actinopteri, Anguilliformes, Anguillidae. Gene Ontology annotation, molecular function: GTPase activity; GTP binding. The coding region runs from base 401 to 1009 and encodes 202 amino acids. The record is from RefSeq and is a predicted model, not a curated record. The transcript is spliced from 6 exons. Gene Ontology annotation, biological process: vesicle-mediated transport.
CAACCGGCUAUGCAAUUACACCGGUCUAUCAAGAAAUUGAAAAAAGUUAGUCAUUGUACCUCGUGUGCGCAUGGUUAGUAGGAUAUUUUAGUCAAUUUGGAUUCGUCUGCGAACCAGGCUACAGGGCUAUUUUGUUUUCGACUGCAGUUUCCGAUAACCAGGAAACGAGUAGUUAGCUACACGGGUUAAAAUAUCCUAAGUUUUAGGAGUUGUUAUUUCCUGGUUCGGGUGGAAGCCAUUUUGGGAUUCAGACGACAAGGGUCUUAGUUCUGGGAGAGUAAUUAUCCGGUUAUUUACUUUUUAUGUUACAAAACUGUAGCUAGCUAGUCAUUCCUACUUCCGUGGACCGAAGGGGAGCGCCGUUUUACAACAAGAGGGGGUUUACUGUGACAUAUCCACGAUGAAUCCUGAAUAUGACUAUUUAUUCAAGCUGCUUCUGAUUGGUGACUCUGGUGUUGGAAAGUCCUGCCUUCUCCUCCGAUUUGCAGACGACACGUACACAGAAAGCUACAUUAGCACUAUCGGAGUGGACUUCAAAAUAAGGACCAUAGAAUUAGACGGGAAGACGAUCAAACUUCAAAUUUGGGACACUGCAGGACAGGAGAGGUUCCGAACCAUCACGUCCAGUUACUACAGAGGAGCACACGGCAUUAUCGUAGUUUAUGACGUUACAGAUCAAGAGAGUUUCAAUAACGUGAAACAGUGGCUGCAGGAGAUCGAUCGCUAUGCCAGUGAAAACGUUAACAAGCUAUUGGUUGGGAACAAGUGUGACCUGACAACCAAGAAGGUUGUGGAUUACACGGCAGCAAAGGAGUUUGCCGACUCGCUGGCCAUCCCCUCUUUGGAGACCAGCGCCAAGAACGCCACUAACGUGGAGCAGGCCUUCAUGACCAUGGCUGCCGAGAUCAAGAAGAGGACGGGCCCCGGGGCCACAGCCAGCGGCCCCGACAAGUCCAGCGUCUCCAUCCACAGCACGCCCGUCAAGUCUUCCUCCGGGGGGUGCUGCUGAGGCCCAGAGACCCUCCCCCAAUGCAACAUGCCCCUGCCCCUCCCAGAGUGUACACGUUGCCCGAGUACUGUAAGCCACACUACCAAAAAAAAUCCUCCAAAACUGAAAUGGCAAGGUCAGAAAUUACGUACUGGUCAGCUCUCAAGCUGCUUCGAUUCCUCCUUCAGAGAUGACCAAUUUCAGUUUCAGAACUGAUGAGUGUGUGUGCGCGUACAUGUGAGCGUGUUUCAGUCUUAACGGCAUUCCUACUACAGUACUGGUGUUCGUUGAAUCAUAUUUUCUGUCCUUUUUUCUCUUUUUUUGUCUGUUUUCUUGACUGUUUACUUUGCUGUUGAUAUCAGCACGUUUUGAAGUUAAUUUAUGUCCUCUGAAUACGAAGCUCUGCCAAUGCACAACAGCACAACUGUUUCACUGUCCAGUGUCCGCAGUCUGGUGAAAUAUAUAUGUACAUAUGUGUAUGUAUAUGUAAGAUCUUGUUUGUCAUGUGGAGUUAAAUGGACUACAUUGUUUUCCUUUAAAAUCUCUGAAUUUAAUUUGCAGCUGCAGACUGUUGUCAUUUUGUCACACAAAAUAACUAACUAACGGAAGAAAGAUCUAAUAAAUAUUGUACUACCAGACUGUACAAUAUACAAAUUGCAAUUCUUGGUGGCCUGUGUAGGAUAUAUUUUGUGUGUUAUAAUUAUUUUUCCAACAUUUAUGUAUGGCAAAUAUAUUGUACCAGUAAUUUAGGCUGUUUGCAAUUUGGCCAUUACCUGUGUACUACCUAAUUGCAAGUGGCUGUGGUUGAAUUGCACAUAUGAAACACUAGGUUCUUUUUUUCAUAAUAAAGGCAACUGAAUUCAGUUUUAAA